GGCUCGGUGUGAAAUCGGAAGGCCCCGGGGCAUCGGCACACGCCCGUCUCCGGAAGUCCCGCCUAUCUUGCAGCGGCUGUUCCCGGAAGUCCAUCUGCUUGUCGUGGGCGCGAUGGCGUCAAGGUUACUUCGUGGUGCAGGAACUCUGGCGGCGCAGGCCCUGAGGGCCCGUGGGCCCCAUGGCGUGGCCGUGGCACGCUCCAUGGCUUCUGGAGGUAUUCCUACUGAUGAGGAGCAGGCUACUGGGUUGGAGAGGGAGAUCAUGAUUGCUGCACAGAAGGGACUGGACCCAUACAAUAUACUGCCCCCAAAGGCUGCUUCAGGCACCAAGGAAGACCCUAAUUUAGUCCCAUCCAUCACCAAUAAGCGAAUAGUGGGCUGCAUCUGUGAAGAGGACAACUGUACUGUCAUCUGGUUCUGGCUGCACAAAGGCGAGACUCAACGAUGCCCAAGCUGUGGAACCCAUUACAAGCUGGUGCCCCACCAGCUAGCCCACUGAGCCCCUGCAUUAAUUUCUCAGAAUGUGCUAUAAAGUUUCUUCUCUCUAAUAAAGACUAGCCAUUGUGUUGGCUCCUCCCAUA
This is a messenger RNA of Nannospalax galili (Upper Galilee mountains blind mole rat), 581 nucleotides long. Its product is annotated as cytochrome c oxidase subunit 5B, mitochondrial. NCBI's taxonomy places the organism in Eukaryota, Metazoa, Chordata, Mammalia, Rodentia, Spalacidae. The coding region runs from base 113 to 499 and encodes 128 amino acids. The transcript is spliced from 4 exons. The record is from RefSeq and is a predicted model, not a curated record. Gene Ontology annotation, biological process: mitochondrial electron transport, cytochrome c to oxygen. Gene Ontology annotation, cellular component: mitochondrial envelope.